Molecule: messenger RNA, 3114 nt
Organism: Temnothorax curvispinosus
Lineage: Eukaryota; Metazoa; Arthropoda; Insecta; Hymenoptera; Formicidae
Gene: DppIII
Product: dipeptidyl peptidase 3
Exons: 4
Coding region: 292-2538 (748 amino acids)
Biological process (GO): proteolysis
Cellular component (GO): cytoplasm
Molecular function (GO): metalloexopeptidase activity; dipeptidyl-peptidase activity
Source: RefSeq, a predicted model, not a curated record
AACUUGAUUCUGUUUUUUCGUUCUCACGUAAAUCUGCGACUCGUCAUUCGCCAUUCCCGUUCAAGAAUUAAGCGUUCAUUCAAAAUAAAUCCGAGUCGAGCUGCUGCUGCUGAUUUAUAUAUACAUACUUAAUACCUAUUUACUCUAUCCUACUUUGCUACUGUCAUCUACUGUCAUCGACGCUUGACGUUUUAACGGCCCGUGGCUUUUCGCCUUCGGUCCGGCAGUCGGCACUCCGGCGUAGUGCCGAGACUGCCGAGUGGCGACGUGGCGAGUGCAUAGAUCACGUAGAUGUUGAUGUUGAGGUUGAGUACACAGCGGCUGUAUUCCACUAUGAGCGUAGAUACCACUUUGUAUACGUUACCGAACACGCAACCUGUCGUCGGGCUAGAAUGCGACACUGCGUUCAAAUCUUUGACGCAGAAGGAAAAGUUGUACGCUCAUUACUUGAGCCAAGCCGCAUGGAAUGGAGGAUUGAUAGUAUUGAUACAGACAUCGCCGGAAUCUCCACUAAUAUUCGCCAUGUUACAUAAAAUUUAUCUCGCGGAACCUAUCGACGAAUUGAAAGAUGCUGCAGGGCAUGCCGGUAUCACCGACGAUGACUUUACGGCCUUCUUGGUUUACAGCUGUGGGAUAUUUGCAAAUGCAGGAAACUAUAAGGCCAUGGGUGAUACUAAAAUUAUCCCGAAUUUUCCACAACGUGCGUUUGAGACGAUAGUGAAAGCGUCCAAGGCUUAUAGGAAUAAUCCUAAAGAGAUACAAGAUAUAUGGGACAACAUUUCGAAUGCCUUGUAUUCCUUAGACGGCAAAUUGAAAUCAUUGGGAUUAGGUGACAAAGGUGUGACAACUUAUUUCUCUGCAAAUUGUACCGAAGAAGAUGCGGACAGAGUGAACGCGUUCAUGCAACAUAAAGGAUUGGAAUCCUGUAACGCAAGGUGCUUCAAGACAGUAGGGCGCCGCGACAGAGAUCCCGCGAGUAACGAUAACGUCGCCGUGUACGAGAUCAAAUUGGCGUCGGUGGAGACGUCGGACGAUCCUAAGAUAACCCUGCCCGAGGAAACGUACGGAAAUGCCAAAUUUAAAAUUACGAGAGGAGACUACAGCAAACUCAUGGUGCCUGUUGUGGAAAACCUUGAGAGAGCUAAAGAGUAUGCGUCCAAUCAGAUUGAAAAAGAUAUGCUGGAUAAGUACAUCGAUCAUUUUAGAACGGGAUCUUUAGAUGAUCAUAAGAACGGUUCUCGUCUUUGGAUAAAGGAUAAAGGACCGUCUAUCGAGACCUACAUCGGCUUCAUAGAGACGUAUCGAGACCCCGCGGGUCAGCGAGGAGAAUUUGAGGGUUUUGUGGCGAUGGUCAACAGACAGAUGUCCGAGAAAUUCGCUACACUGGUCAACAAAGCCGAGGAAUUUAUCCCUAAGCUCCCGUGGGACAAAGAUUUCGAGAAGGACACAUUCUUGAGGCCGGACUUUACCUCUUUAGACGUUCUAACGUUCGCGGGUUCCAGUAUUCCAUCGGGAAUCAAUAUUCCCAAUUACGACGAGAUCAGGCAGUCCGAGGGCUUUAAAAAUGUAUCGUUAGGGAACGUUAUACCCGCGCAUAUGAAGGAUACUCACGCGAUUCCGUUUCUAUCGGACGUCGAUCAGGACCUGAUGCAAAAGUAUAGAAUAGCUAGCUUUGAAGUGCAAGUUGGUCUGCACGAGCUUCUUGGUCACGGUACCGGUAAAUUAUUCAAGCAGACGGGGCCGGAUACCUACAACUUCGACCGCGGUCACGUGAAAAAUCCUCUUACCGGUAAUAAAAUAGACAAAUUUUUUCUGAAGGGAGAGACCUACGAUUCUAAAUUUGGUUCUCUGGGAUCCACGUACGAGGAGUGCAGGGCAGAAGCGGUCGGUCUUUACUUGAGCUUGGAGAAAGAGGUACUGAGCAUAUUCGGUCACGAGGGACAAGUAGCGGAGGAUAUAAUCUACGUCAACUGGUUGUCUCUGUUGUGGAACGGUCUCGCCAAGGCUCUCGAGAUGUAUCAGCCAUCUACGCAAACGUGGUCCCAAGCUCACAGUCAAGCGCGUUACGUUUUGCUUCGAGUAUGCUUGGAGGCGGGUCAGAACUUGGUCAAUGUCGUUGAGACUGAGGAAGGGAAAAACCUCCGUAUGACUGUCGAUCGAAGCAAAAUCUUCACGGUCGGCAAAAAGGCCGUUGGUGAUUUUCUCCUGAAGCUGCAAGUUUACAAGAGUAUGGGAGAUGUUGAGUCGGCUAAAGAAAUGUAUGGCAAGUACAGCCAAGUGCCGGAAAGCGGACCGCAUCCAUGGGCUCGUUGGAGAGACGUAAUUCUCUCUCGCAAGGAACCAAGGAAGAUUUUCGUUCAAUCAAAUACAUUUGUCGAUGGUUUCGAUCCUAAUAACGUGAUACUAAAGAAUUAUGAGUCGUCGUUCACCGGGCUUAUUCAAUCGUGGAUCGAGAGAUUUCCAAGUUCAGACAUAUCUCAAACGUUGAUAGAACUCUGGAACAAAGACAAACGUCAUUUUGCGUCAGCAGAUAAUUAAUCCGAGUAUUUGCCUGUCCGACGGUUAAAUCGUUAAAACGUCCGUGUAACUAUCUCGUCUGUCCGGUUAUUUAUUAGAACGGCCGAUGUGUGUUACACGUACGAAAAUAUUAUUUUCUUACGUUUUAUUCCUUACAGUUUACACAAAGUAGGAACAAGUGCCUGCUUUCAAGGUUGAAUGUGUACAUACAUAUGGAGUGUGACAGUUUAACUUUUUUAAAGUUGUAUCGUUGUAUGGCUGCAGCGAGUGUAUCGUAUCGUAUCGUGAUCCAUAUACCGAUCUAGCGUGACAUUCGUAGCUAAAUUAAUCUAUCCUGUCCAAAGUUUGCAUACGGAUAGCUAAUUUGCUGUUAAAUGCCUUUUUUUAAACACUUUAUCAGCUAGUGGAGUAUCGUAGACGCCUUCGACCCGUCCUUUGGAUUAUAUAACGUAAGAGCUAAACGUCUGAGACGAGAGUACGAGAAGAUGGAUUUAAAGUUGGGAUUUAUUUCGAGCUCUUGCAUGAGAUAUAAAGAUUACUGUAUGUUAUAUAAAAGUAUACAACUACAUAAUAAAUACAAGUUGGAGGUAUUCGUAA